UUUAGGCUACAGGUUUAGUUCUCCCCAAAGUUGGCGCAUGGAUGAGCACGUGGGUAUUUGUUUUGUUCAAGAGACAAUAACAAAGCGGCCAUUUAAAGCCACUCCGAAACAGAACAGUUCAGAUCACCCAGCCUGAUGUGGACAGCACUUCAUGUCACCCUGAUGUUAACUGCGCUGCAGGUCAACUCGAUGAUUCCAACACUUCCUCCGCCGACAACAGUAGCAGGAUGGGAUCUGGUUGGACUCUAAAAUUCGCCGUCUGUGAGCUGCUGCAGUUCGCUGCUCUGGCCACGCCCCUCUUGGUGGUGAUGCAGCGGUUUGCCGCCAUCGUCUCCCGGGCGAAAGAGGAAGCAGUACCACCGGGCGACGCCCUCACCGCCUAUUGGCUGAUCGUAGCGUCGGGCGUGGCCUACAUCACCACCGUGGCUUUACUGGUCUGGCUGCCACUCAAGUACAUGGUGUUCAUGAAAAAGAAGAUCUUCAGUGGGCACAAAAUGUGGAGACCCGUGGCGUUGGCCUAUGUGAUCUUGUCCACUCUUCCCUGCUUUGCCUUCCUUAUCGCCAGCUCAGAGGUGCAGGUGGUUAACAACAUGUAUUAUGACACGUUUGAUGAGCUUCCCGUGUCUUUGGUUCUCUUCUCACUCAUAUGCAUUGACAUUGUGGAGAGGAUUCGCCACUGCAGACUUACUGGACAAGCCAGUGAGCUGGAUCGAGACUCGGACAUCCCCACUCUGACUCACUUGGAGCCAGUGACGCCUGUCAACGCCACGGCAACGGGCACAGCUGCCGCAGCAACGCUUCCUGUGGGCGGGGCCGAGCAGAACGGGGCGCGACCUUUACGACCAGGGGAGGCCAAUGGGACGGUCGCAGGCAUGCCUGUGGGCGGGACAGACCCGAGGACACGCCCCUUCGGCCCGGUGCCCGUGGGAAGCCCACACCCAAGCCCCACGUCCUCGGUCGUCACGGCAAUGCGAUUCCCACCGCCGUACUCUGGGCCCCUGCGGUUACUGCUGGCGAGCGACGCUCGGGCAGACGAGUUUGGCCACGCCUUCCUGUUCUGGCUGGACACUGCGGAGCUGCUGCGAGCAGGCGGGCGGCCGGACGUCUGCUUCUCCCGCUGGGUCUUCCCACUCUACAUCUGCGGCUUCCUGUCCUGCCUGCGGCUCAUCCUAGCCCCCUGCUGCCCUCUGCUGGCCCCUCUGGGUGUGCUGCUGCAGGACAUGCCCUUCCUGUUCCUGAGGGGGGCGCUGCUGGGUGCCUUCGGACGCAUCUCGCCGCUACUCUACCUGUUUAAGAACCUGCUGGUCUGCCUGGCCUACAUCUACUUCAACUUCAUGACCAAGCUGCGCAUCUUCAACACACAGAGGAUGUUCUGAGAGGACAGGCCUGGCCUACAUCUACUUCAACUUCAUGACCAAGCUGCGGAUCUUUAACACACAGAGGAUGUUCUGAGAGGACAGGCACCCGCUUGGCCCAUUGGAUGAGAAAAGCAACGGUGGCUCCAUCUGAUGAGAAAAACAAUGGCACCCGCUUGGCCCAUUGGAUGAGAAAAGCAACGGUGGCUCCAUCUGAUGAAAAAAAAACAACGGUGGCUGUGAUCUGAUGAGAAAAACAAUGGUGGCUGUGA
Molecule: messenger RNA, 1627 nt
Organism: Alosa alosa (allis shad)
Lineage: Eukaryota; Metazoa; Chordata; Actinopteri; Clupeiformes; Clupeidae
Product: transmembrane protein 236-like
Exons: 6
Coding region: 228-1376 (382 amino acids)
Source: RefSeq, a predicted model, not a curated record